ACAUCAGUUAGAUUUGUUUUCUCUGCGGUCUAUAUUUUAUAUUAAGACAUGUCUGAGUUUGUCGAUAAAAAUUAUAGAAAUAGGUGUAGCGAAAAGACUUUACAAACCAACAAUAAUGGCUUCUUUAUGGAUUUUGUUAAUUUGGUUAAAGAAACCGCUGGCGAAACUUGGAUCCAAAAGAAAUUUGGACAGUUAAAAACUGAUAACGAACGGAUAAGAAGCAUAUAUGAUUCAGAAGAGACAAAACACAUCGUUCUAAAACUAUUGUCCAACGUUCGAGAAGUAUAUAGGAAAAAAGAUGGUACAAUUUCAAUUCUGAGAAGGCUUGAAGCUGAAUCUGCAUUUGAAAGUGGUGAUUUAAACAAAUCAUUAUUACUUUACAGUCAAAGCGUUUUACGUGCUCCCAAAACAGGAGAAUGCAAUAAUUAUGAUUCUGGCUUAACACUCUCGCUAGCUUUAUGGGGACGUUGUAAACUACUCAUAGCUCUACAUGAAUACUCUCUAGCUCUUACUGAUGUCCAACAAGCUCUUAAAGAACACUUACCCACCGUUUUUAAGGCAGAAGCUUAUUGGAAAAUGGCUAUUUGUUAUAAAGCACUUAAAGAAGAUAAAAAAUCCAAAGUAGCUUUUGAUUUAGCUGAAAAAAUGUUAGAAUCUAACGAGCGGAUAGAAGAAUUAAAGAAAGAUAGGGAAAUGAUUAUUCAGUAUCUUGAAAAGAAAGAUAUUAAAAGUCUUCCAACAUUGGAUAGCGUAUAUCACGAACAAUUUCCAUGCGCUUCCAAAAAACUUACGGUAAAAAGUGCAGAAAAUUUGGGUAGAUUUGUGGUAGCAAACGAACAAAUUAAAACAGGCGAAACAUUAGUGGUAGAACCUCCGUACGCGGCUUGUCUGUUACCAGAAAUGUUCGGAACACAUUGCCACCAUUGUUUUGCUAGGCUACGUGCUCCUAUAGGAUGUCCAGAUUGUGCCAAUGUGGCUUUUUGCAAGCCAGCUUGUAGAGACGCAGCUCUUUCGUCUUACCACGUCCACGAAUGCAGGUAUUUGGAUCUUCUUAUCGGCUCAGGUAUGAGCAUCCUUUCGCACACAGCCCUGAGAAUGAUAACCCAGCAGAGUUUGGAAAAAUGUUUAGAAAUGUAUAAAAAUAGAUCGAAGGAAAAGGUGUUUUCUCUGUGUACGAACAGCGAGAAAAGAGAAGCGGGUGAUUUUUUACAAAGAUCCUUAAUGGCAGGUUUUUUGUUGAGGUGCCUUCAGAAAUGUGGAUAUUUUAGUACGAACGGAGGUAAUGUUGUACCAAGCGAUGAAGAAUUUGUAAUAGGAGAACUACUACUUUUUAAUUUACAAAUGUUGCAAUUUAAUGCCCAUGAAAUAUUCGAACAAGUUACGACGUCAGAUCGUAAUUUAGAAGGAUCCAAAUUAUCCUACAUCGGAGUUGGUAUAUACCCCACCGUGGCAUUAUUUAACCACGAUUGUUACCCAGCAGUUACAAGAUAUUUUGUCGGAAGAGACAUAAUAAUAAAAGCACUAAGGCCUCUUCAACCGAACGAUGUGGUUGCGGAGAAUUAUGGACCGAUAUUUUCUAGAAAAUUAUUGCAAGACCGACAGAGAAGUUUAUCGUCACGAUAUUGGUUCCAGUGUCAAUGUAAUGCGUGUACUUCUAACUGGCCUUUGAUGGAUGGAUUGGAAAAUGUAGAUAAAAGAGUAAGAUGUACUUCUCAUAACUGCACCAGUGUCUUUACUCUUCCGUUAUCAAAUAAUUCAGCCGCUUGUCCUAAAUGUAAAAAGAAUGUGAAAUUGGAUGAAAGUAUAAAGUUACUAAACUGGUGCGAGGAACAAUACGAAAUAGGAUUCGAAUUUAUGAAGAAUACGGAACUUUGUAAUGCAAUCAAAGUGUUUUGUGAAGCCAUCAAUGUUUUUCAUAGGAUUUCUUGUCCACCUCACAGGACAACGCAUUUAGCUCAAGAAUCGUUGCAGCUUUGUUUAUCUUCGUUUGGAAAUAGUUCUAAUACGUUAACAAAAAAAUGAAUUAACUGUUUUUAUUAUUAAUUAAACAAAUCAA
Messenger RNA from Psylliodes chrysocephalus, 2056 nucleotides. The record is from the annotation of a GenBank genome assembly. Lineage: Eukaryota; Metazoa; Arthropoda; Insecta; Coleoptera; Chrysomelidae.